UACCGAAGUGACAACAAUCACAAGGGAGUGAUAACCGCUGUCUAUGCUCUCGAUAUAUAUCGCCUUUUUCUACCUUAGUGGUCUCUUCUAACAGAUCCUGGAUUUUUGCAUCGUUGACAACAUUCUAAAGCUAUUUGACCGCUCUACCUGUUAACGUUACCACUUGAGCCCUAGCCCUGACCUGCGCUCGGCAACCCGAUCCUCGUCCCUGGGUACCUUGGACCUAAGAGGGUUCUCGUGCUUUCUUUACUACGUACAAACGGCUAUCACACUAAGCUUGUCAGGCGCGUGGUAACCCAUCACUACCUCGUAACACACGACAACCUUACAUGUUCUGGACGAAAGAAAAAUUUGGAUGCAGUGAGCAGUGACCUGACCUAUACCAUGCCGUGUUGUGGCAACAGCUAGAAACACAAGAUGGGUGACAUAGGCAGCGUAACAACCCAGAAGGCGAAGCCUAUCAUCGUGGCUGUAGCCUUCCCCGCAUUCGGACACAACAGCGGCAUGAUCCAUAUCUCGAGCCAUUUGGUCAAACUCGGUUUCAAGGUCUACUUUGUGAGCGGUUCUGAUUUCGAGGGCCCAAUCAAAGAAAGUGGUGCCCAAUACAUCGAGAAUACCUUCAACUUCGUCACCCCUGAUUGGUUGGAAGGUGUAUCUCAGCUGGAUGGUAUUGACAGCUUCCUUUUCGCCCUAAAGGAAGUGUUCUUGAAAUCGACGCCAACGGGGUUCCCGGUGCUCAGGGCCACGCUCGAGAGGGUCCGGGACGAGAAUCCGGGGCGCCAGGUCGUUAUGUUUCAUGAGUCCAUGGCAAGCUGCGUUGUUCCGUAUUACUAUGGAGCGCCCUUACCCAAGGGCUACGAUCAACUACCCAAGAUGAUCAACUUCCAUACAACGAUCAACUUUGAGCAGAGCAGCGAUGUGUUCCCCAUCGGCCCAGCACUGCCACCCGCAACAAGCGACAGGGAGCGGGCCACGGUCAAAGAAAUGUGGGAUUCUGUUAUCUCCAAAUCCACGACACUCAACGACUACGCCAGCGACAUCUACAAGGCCCUCGGUGCAACCAAGGACGUGACAGAUUUCUACUUCGACAGGCUCAUGAACAUUGGCGAAGUAACACUCUUGCCUUACAGCCCAAGCAUGGAAUUUCCACGCUCCGACGUCAACCCCAAGAUCAGAUUUAUUGGGACCCUGCCAGUGAAUCCCACUAGGCUCGACCUGGUAUAUCCAUCCUGGUGGCCUGAGAUCGAGGCCAACGCCAGACUCCCCGUCGAUUCAACCCAGCGUAAAAAAGUCGUUUUCAUUACCCAAGGCACCGUAACGGUCGACCAUACGGAGCUCUUAAUCCCUGCACUCUGUGCGCUUGCCUCUCGGAGCGAUCUCAUCGUCAUUGCCACGCUGGGCUCUCGUGGCAAAACGCUUCCCAGCAAUGUUAAAGUCGGGGCCAACGCGCGGAUUCUUGACUAUUUCUCUUACGAUGCCGUACUGCAGAAAGCAGACGUGUUUGUUACCAACGGGGGCUUUGGUAGCUAUUCCCACGGCGUCGUCCAUGGUGUGCCGAUGGUGCUGGCAGGUGCUCAGCUGGACAAGGCUGAUGUUAGUGCAAGGGCCGAGUACUGCGGUAUUGCUAUCAACCUAAGGACACAGAACCCGACGGAAGAAGCUCUGGCCGAGGCCGUCGAUAAGGUAUUGAGGGAGCCGAAGUAUAAGAUGCGUUCUGUUGAGAUCAAGAAGGAAAACGAGGCCUUAGACGCUCUAGGAACUCUUGAGAAGAUUCUGUUAAGCUAUGCUUAGUAAAAGGGUAGUGUUGGAAACCAAGGAUGGUUCUGAGGAGUCGGGUGGGGCACGUGCCUUAGGUAGGGCCCUAAUCUAUAUAUUAACA
Molecule: messenger RNA, 1879 nt
Organism: Paraphaeosphaeria sporulosa
Lineage: Eukaryota; Fungi; Ascomycota; Dothideomycetes; Pleosporales; Didymosphaeriaceae
Product: glycosyltransferase family 1 protein
Exons: 1
Coding region: 418-1791 (457 amino acids)
Molecular function (GO): UDP-glycosyltransferase activity
Source: RefSeq, a predicted model, not a curated record